Molecule: messenger RNA, 3008 nt
Organism: Seriola aureovittata
Lineage: Eukaryota; Metazoa; Chordata; Actinopteri; Carangiformes; Carangidae
Product: glutamine-rich protein 2
Exons: 17
Coding region: 220-2655 (811 amino acids)
Source: RefSeq, a predicted model, not a curated record
CAUUCAACAAACCUCCGUGAUUAACGCUGACUGUGGGAUGCUGGACACGAUUACUAACUUUCGAGAAACACCAAAGUGAUAUUUUACAUUUAUUUUUAAAUGUUAUCCAGUAUAUUUAUUUGUCGUCACGAGCGGAAUUUCUUGGCUAAAAUAUAGUUUAAUAAGCUAGCUAACGUUAGCUUAACUUUAAGUAACUUGUCUUCCCGUUCACAAACAAACAUGUCGGAGGACAACAUCACCUUGUAUGACUUGUUAAACUUAUCCAUCGGGACACCUCAGCAGGGAGCUGUCAACUUCAGCGCCCUCCACCCCCUGCUCCACGCCGUGCUGAAGCACCUGGGUAUCCGGGAGAUGAGGAUCCGGUGGAGUGACUCUACCCCCGGCGACGCGCACACCGACGCUCUGAUGGGUGUCACCGGUCCCGGAGAGGACCGGCACACAGAGGAGGAACAACUCCAGCUGGAGGGAGACAUGAAGCACGACGUUCAGCCCAGCAUCGAGCUGCUGCAGCAGCAGAUAACCUCCUCCGCCGCGGACGAGUCAAAGCUCCGGUCCCGCAUCCAGACCUGCGAGGAUGGUGUGUCCAAGGCCAUGAGGCUCAUACAUGAGCUCCACAACCAGAAAGACAAUCUGAAGGAUGAGAUUAAGGAGCUGCGCCACCAACAGAAGGCGGUCGGUGCUGAGGCAGAGACAAUCACUGCAGUGGAGACGUGCUGCCACCGUCUGGACGCCCUGGAGGAAGCAGUGGGAUCUCUAAUGGACACAUAUCAGAAGUAUCCAGACCCGGAGGAGCUGAGUCGGUGUGUGACCUGGGACGUCAUGCAGUCAGCUCUGCUCAAUGAGGGAGAAAACCACAAGGAUUCUGUCAGGACAGCAGCUCCUGGUUCUCCAGCGACUUCUGGAGAGAUUUUGACACUUCAGGGAGACCUGGGCACUCAGCCAGCCACAGAGACCUCUUUGGUCCUGUCAGGGCCACCUCAGCAGACUCAUCCUAAAACAGGCCGUGUGGCUGCUGGUUUGUCCCUGUCUCUAUCGGCCAGCAACUCGGAGCACUACUCAGAGACAGUGGAGGCUCUGAGGAACAUUGGCAGACUAAGGGAAAACUUCAACAAGCUGGAAGCUCGUGUGGCAGUGCUGGAGAAAGGAAAGGUGGACCAGACACAGCUGGAUCAGCUCAGAGAAAUCAUCAGCGAGCAUGGUUCUCAGGAUGUGACUAAUAACCUGAUGGAUCAAGUGAACGAGCAGAGAGCUUUAAUAGAUGGCCUGAUGAGCGACCGGGAAAAGAGCGUGCAGCUGGUGAACGAUGUGCAGAAGGUGAUCCUGCAGCUUCAAGCCGAGUGUGAAAAACUGCAUGAAACAACCAGGUGUCUGCACGAGGACAACACACAGAAACAGAACCACAUAGAGGAGCUGUACAAGACGACAGAGGAGCUGGAGGAGAAGAAGGCUGACAAGCAGAUGGUUGAGAGUGAAAUUAAAGCAGAUAAAUCUGCUCUGGACAGCAAAGUGAGCCGACUGCAGUUUGACUCUGCGACGGAGCAGCUCAACACCAUGUUCCACGAGCUGCAGAACAAAGUGACGGACCAGGAACAGGACUGGCACAAAGUCAUCGACAAACUCUCCACUGAGAUGGAGUGUAAGCUGGUCAGGAUCGAGUUGGACUCUGUGAAGAAGCAGCUGGAAGACUGCAGGAAGAAUAUUCAUGAGAAGCUGCAGUCUCAGGGAGCUGCGGAGAACGACGAUGCUGCUGGUAUCAGAAAACAGCUCGUGGACAGAUUUCACUGCCUCUCCUGUGACCGACCUGUUGUCAAGCAGACCCCCGGACCGCAUUUGAUGACGCUUCCCUCCACUCCUGGAUUCCCCUCGAACAAGUCCAUCAGGCCGUUCACCGUGUAUGCUCUGGAGCAGUUUCGACAGCACUACAGGAGCCUGAAACCAGGGACCAACUGCUACAACUUUGAGGUCGCUAAAUCAGGCAGGAGAAGGGAGCGGCUUCAGAGGAGCCACGACGUGAUGUGCAGGCAGAUAGAGAGCGCGCAGAGACGACUAAAACACUGUGACAGGGCCGGUUCCCAGGACACCAUGAGCAACAACCUGAACCAGAAACAGCUAGGAGUCCAGCAUGAGCGCAUCGCUGAGCUGGCGGACUACAGCCACCUGGCUGUGUCGAGGAGCUGCGGCGGGAGUCACACAGUGACCUCAGCCAGCCAACGGCGCACUGGCCUGCAGUACAUGAAACACCACAACCAGCCUGAGGGGGACGGUGUCAUUCAGUCGGAGGAGGUCGAUAUCAUCGGACUGGAUGGGCACAUUUACAGAGGUCGCCUGAACCCCCCAGCCAUCAGAACCACGGAAACUAAACUACCUACAAUCUCUACGAAAGACGUGACGGCCGGCUUGUGCAAGAUUAAAGACAAAGCCAAAUGCUCCCCGUCAUACAAACCCACUACUUCUCCAGAGGUGGGGCACAACGCUCCAGUUCAUCACCCCCACAGUCCUAAGACUGCCCAGUGCAGCCGCUCAGCCUCCAGCAGCUCGGGUCGGGACUGGCCGGUGUCGGCUCUGGGCUGCACGUCUCAGAGCUCCAUCACUCAGGCUUCAGCUGCAGCAGACAGCAACACAGAGCCUCAGGACAACCAGCAGGCCGACCUGUAGGAGGCGACAGAGAGCUCUGCACUGUGUCUGAUAAGUCAUUAAAGCCGUUUCAUGUUACUGAUUCAAUGCUGGUUAAUGACAUGUUUUUGCGCUACACCUCUCAUAAAUCACCUGUCAAACACUUUUAUAUAUUUUUGAGUUCUGUGAUCAGCUAGUUGAAUAUUGUUAUUAUUAUUAUCAUUAAUAACUAGUUGUUAUUAAUAAUAAUAAUAAUAAUAAUAAUAAUAAUAACAAUAGUAAUUAAUAAACUUGAGUGUAAAUUGAAUCACUACCUGUUGCACCAGAGGAUUUUUACAGUCAGCGACACACAACAGUGUUGAGACAGAAAACAUAAUAAAAUGUAUGAAAAUUAA